This is a messenger RNA of Leptosia nina, 1143 nucleotides long. The record is from the annotation of a GenBank genome assembly. Lineage: Eukaryota; Metazoa; Arthropoda; Insecta; Lepidoptera; Pieridae.
AUGCCUACGGACUCUGAAUGCGAGUGUGACUUAGUGUCUAAGGAGUGGCUAUUAGCAAAGUUAAGAUCGGAUGAAAGGGACACAGUCUUGAUUGAUUGUCGAGGGUCCAACGAGUAUGCAGCAUCACAUAUACGUUCUGCUGUGAACUUUUCCAUCCCUAGUAUAAUGCUGCGAAGAUUAGCAGCUGGAAAGAUUGAGCUAGCAUCGACAGUUCAAUGUAAGGAGUUAAAAGCUCGAAUAACACAUUGCUGUUCGCGAGGGACUUUCGUUCUGUACAGUGAUGGGGCAACGAGGGACCCUGACUCUGUGCAUGGUAUACUUCUGAAGCGGCUAAAGCAAGAUGGCGUUCAGGUUGUCUGCCUUGAAGGUGACUUCGCAGAAUUUCGUCGUGCUUAUCCCGAGUGGUGCAGUGAAGCUGGUGCUCAACAUUUGCCACAUCUGCCCCUGAUGGGCCUACGAUCACUGCGCAUUUCCGGUUCUGGCUGUGACGACGCCCUCUCGUCCGGCUCGUCAUCCGAAUGCGAAGAUACACACACGCACACCCAGCAGGACUUUCCAAUCGAGAUCCUGCCCAAUCUAUUCCUCGGAAAUUCUACAAACAGCGAGGAUUGCGAUGCACUUGCCAGGCAUAAUAUCAAGUACGUGUUGAAUGUGACGCCCGAUCUCCCGAACACCUUCGAGGCAGAAGGCUGCGGUAUUAACUACCUCAAGAUACCGAUCGCCGACCACUGGAGUCAGAACCUCGCGAUACACUUCCCUCAGGCCAUACGAUUUAUUGAGGAAGCCAUGACCGCGGGCUGCGGAGUCCUGGUGCACUGCGUGGCUGGCGUUUCGCGGUCCGUGACCGUGACGCUGGCGUACCUGAUGCAGCGGCACCGGCUGUGCCUCCGCGACGCCUUCGAGCUGGUCCGCUCGCGCAAGACGGACAUCGCACCCAAUUUCCAUUUCAUGCGACAGCUGCACUCGUUCGAGCAGGACCUCGGCCUCCACGAGCGCAGCGCCCCACUGAGUAAGGUGCUGGAGGAAAUGGGCGUUCGUGAGCCGGCGGGCGAGCCUUGCGGGUGCGCGGUUCCUGGUGGCGUUUCGCCCGAUUCCGGGAUAGAGUUCGACCGCUGGAGCGCCGCGAGGGACACGCCGCAAUGA